This is a messenger RNA of Phytophthora sojae, 4485 nucleotides long. RefSeq lists its product as hypothetical. Gene Ontology annotation, molecular function: beta-glucosidase activity. The coding region runs from base 2230 to 3693 and encodes 487 amino acids. NCBI's taxonomy places the organism in Eukaryota, Oomycota, Peronosporomycetes, Peronosporales, Peronosporaceae. Gene Ontology annotation, biological process: carbohydrate metabolic process. The transcript has a single exon. The record is from RefSeq and is a predicted model, not a curated record.
GCAACCCAGUCAUAAUUCACAUGGAUAGUUUCCGUGGUGCUCAGGUCGAGGAGCUCAUGCAAACGUGCUUCAAGGAGUUGGAGUCGCGCAACAGAGGCCCUCCGCAGCUCAUCAUGGUGAUCAAGCAAGAUAAGAGCGUUGGAUCCUACGGUGACAUUAAGCGCAUGUCUGAUACGGUGCUGGGAAUCCCCAGUCAGUGCAUCGUUUCCCAGAACGUUCGCAACGCGAAGCCGCAGUACUGCGCCAACGUCUGCCUGAAGAUCAACAUGAAGUUGAGUGGAAAGAACUCGAUUCUGCGCGAGUCGUUGCCGCUGGUGAGCGACGCGCCAACGAUCAUCAUCGGUGCUGAUGUGGAGCACCCUCGCUCGGGCAUGGGGUCGCGGCCGUCGAUUGCCUCGGUUGUUGCGUCGCUCGAUCGUUACUCGGCCAAGUACGUCGCGCGUGUGGCUGCGCAGAAGGCUUCGAGUGACAUCCAGCUCCUGCCGCACAUGCUGCGCGACUUGUUCUUGGCGUACUACCAGAGCACGAACCGCAAGCCGGAGCACGUGAUCUACUACCGUGACGGUGUCAGCGAGGGGCAGUUCUACGACAUCUUGCAGACGGAGAUGCGUGCGCUGCGCAAGGCCUUCAAGAUGAUCUCGGACGGCUACAACCCGCCGGUGACCUUCAUCAUUGUGAACAAGCGGCACCACAUGCGCGCGUUCCCGAUCAACCCGCGCGACGCUGAUCGCAAGGGCAACGUGGUGCCCGGCACUGUGAUCGACACGGGGAUCGUCGACUCGCACCGCUUCGACUUCUUCUUGUACGGCCACAGCGGUAUCCAGGGCACGAGCGUCCCGUGCCACUACACGGUGCUGCACGACGAGAACAAGCUGUCGGCGGAAGACGUGCAGCGCCUCACGUACCAUCUCGGGUACACGUUUGCAAGGUGCACGCGCUCGGUGUCGUUCGCGACGCCGGCGUACUACGCGCAUUUGGCUGCGGGUCGCGCGCGCUUUUUCCUGAACGAGGGCUCGGACGGUGCAUCCACGGUGGGCUCGUUCAACUCGAGCUCGUCCAACUUCGACUUCACGGAGCUGCACAACGACCUCAAGAACUGCAUGUUUUUCAUUUAGGCGCGGCAAGUGUGAGGGAUGCCGCUGGAAAUUACGACGCUGGAAGGGAGACUCGAUCCGAGGGAUGGAGACGAUGAACAGUAAGUGGACAGGCUGACUCGUGCCACCUAACAAAGAGAUUGGAAUGAAUGAAUAAGGAUUGAAUUGACUAUCGAUGUGAUAUUGCGUGUGAUUGAUUCCUUUGGCCUAGCGUUAUCGGGUGGAUUACCAUGUUGAGUGAUCAGAGGUGGUCGAAGGCUUCAGUCUGCUUGCCUCAUUCUCCAAGACUCGCCCUCGAGAUGACUGUCAAGACCGUGUUGAUCACUGGAAGCAACCGUGGCAUCGGCCUGGCCUUCACCAAGCACUAUGUGGACAGCGGCUGGAAGGUUUUCGCCGCUGCUCGGGACCCACAAACUGCCAGCGAGGUGCGUUGACUGACUCACUCGGGCCUUGAAUGGAUUCCUGGUCUGAUCUCAGCAUGUUUUGCCGUGUAAACAGCUCAAGGAGCUCAAGCUGGAGAAGAUUAUUCAGGUCGAUACAAGUGAUGAGGACUCCAUCAUUGCUACUGCUGAGCAGCUCAAGGACGAGCCCAUUGGCUUGCUGAUCGACAACGCCGGCAUCGGGGGGCGAGACGGACUCGACACGACCACUAAGGAUGAUGAAGCAGUUCGAAGUCAAUACCAUCGGCCCAUUCCUUAUGACACGCGCGUUCCUGCCCAAUCUCAAGCUCGUAGCAGCGAAGAGCGGCUCGGCCAAGGUUGUUCACGUUUCGUCUCGCAUGGGAAGCAUCGCAUGCACUGAUAUCGGCGGUCUGUUCGGAUAUCGAGCUUCGAAGGUGGCGCUCAACAUGGUGACCUCGCGCAUGACCUGAAGAAGGAAGAGAUUAUUGCGCUGGUGCUGAGCCCCGACACCCGCAUGACCGAGCACAAGGGGCAAACCAGUCCGGAGGAAAGCGCGGAGGGGAUGGCGAAGGUCAUCGCAAAGGCGACUAUAGAAGAUACAAGGAUGGUUGAAGCUUUAGAGUCAAACGCUCAUCGCAGCUGACUCUUACUACAAACUGAAGCCACACCAAGUCGCGUAGCUUCGGUGGCCGAGUCUUCGUCGUGGCCACCGCUACCACGACGACAUCAAGCUCAUGGUCGAGACGGGUCUGCAGUCCUUCCGGUUCUCCACGUCGUGGUCGCGCGCCAUGACCUGGGACCCGGAAACGCGUCGAAUGCGCCCCAACCCGCCCGGACUCGCGUUCUACCACUCGGUCAUCGAUGAACUGAACGCCAACGGCAUCACCCCCAUCCUGACGCUGCACCACUACGACCUGCCCCUGGCCCUGCAGACCGAGCUCGACCCUCAGGCGUGGCUCAACCCCGACAUCUCCAGCCACUUCGAUGACUACGCGGCGCUCAUGUUUAACGAGUUCGGAAGCAAGGUCAACUUCUGGACUACGUUCAAUGAACCGCUCGGCUUGGUGGGCUAUGCGUACGGCAUGGGGUUCCCCAACAUGCCUCCGGCCCGCAGAGGAUCCCCCACGGAGGCGUACGAGGUGUCAAAAGGAGUUCUCAUGUGCCACGCGAAGGCUGUCAAGACGUUCCGGGAGCUGAGAGAGGCUGGUGUGGUGGCCUCGGGCGCUCGCAUUAGCAUGGUGCUGGUCUCCAGCUACUUCUACCCGCUCGACGAGUCCAACCCCAAGGAUGUCGCCGCCGCUCAAAGAGCAAUGGACUUUGACAUGGGCUGGUUCCUGCAGCCGCUCCUCACGGGCGACUACCCCGCCAUCAUGCGUGAGAUUGCCGGUGACCGUCUUCCUCGCUUCACGGCCGAGGAAUCCGCUCUCCUGAAGGGAUCGUACGACAUGUUCCAACUCAACCACUACUCGAGCCAAGCCGUGACUUCCUGUGAUUCCCCGACGUCGACGGUGGACUGCGCGUCGCUAGCUCCGGGCUGGCAGGCGGACAAGGGCGUGGACGACUCGCACAUUAUCCCCGGGACGCUGCACCCGAAGCCGGACCGCUUCGGCAACAACUACUGCGCGAACCUGUUCACCCCGUACCCGCCGGGAUACCUGGCCAUGAUCAAGUACAUGCACGCGCAUGACCCGACCGUCGACAUCUUGCUGACGGAGAACGGCUGGUGUGGCAACGAUGAGAUCGAGAACAUGGACCAAGUCCACUUCUUCGAGGCGUUCGUGGAGCAGGUGCACAAGGCUGUGGUCGAGGAGAAACUCCCCGUCAUUGGGUACACGGCCUGGUCCUUCCUGGACAACUUCGAGUGGGGCUCCUACAAGCCUCGCUUCGGCCUCUACUACGUCAACUGGACGAGCGAGACGGGCUCGCCCGAUUUCAACAACCCCAAGCCGACCGACCUCGCUCGCAUCCCGCGUCCGUCGGCCAGGUGGUUCCAAAAGCUCUCCACCUCCAGGUGCCUCGACAAGGUCAGCACCAGUAGCACCAUACUGGCUUUUGAGGAACCGACGAAGGAUAUCACCGAGUUGUUCGGAGCUCCUCUGGUCAUGCUUGGCGUUGUGGCGCUCGUUCUUCUGGUGGGGAUCAAGACGCAACAGCGCAGUCAGAACGACGAACGCACCCCGCUCGUGUCGGCGAAUUGAUCAGUCUAACAACCAAAGUCGCUACAUAUCGGCAUGAACAUGUAUGCUUGCAAUACAACAACCGCUUGUCCGUUGACAGACUCCAUGCAAUGCAAUGCAUGGAUUAACUGGUUAGGAAAACUCGACAAAGUUAACAUCGUGGGAGACCGUUCAUAGUUGCAGAAGUACUGAAGCCUACAGCAAGCGAGUUGCUUCGUUGGCCGAGCCUUCAUCGUGGCCACGGAAGUGGCGCCAGAGGCGGCGACCGAAGAGGAAGACCAGCACAACCACCGCCACGAAGGCCGCAGCAGCGAACGCCACGAUGCCGAACAGCCAACGCCACACAUGGCGACUGUGACCGGUACUCUCGGGUGUCGUCGCAGUGGUCGCAGCAGCCUCCUUCUCCACUCCCAGACACUUGGUCGACGCCACCUUCUGGAACCACUUGGCCGACGGACGCGGGAUCCGAGCGAGGUCGGUCGGCUUGGGCUCGUAGAAGUCGGGUGAGCCCGACUCGGACGUGUAAUUGACGUAGUAGAGGCCGAAGCGCGACUCGUAAGACCCCCACUCGUAGUUGUCGAGGAAGGACCAGGCCGUGUAGCCGAUGACGGGGAUGUGUUCCUCCGUGAUGGCCUUGUGCACUUGGUCCAGGUAGGCUUGGAAGUACCAAAGCUGGUCCUGGCUGUCGAUCUCGUCGUCUCCGCACCAUCCGUUCUCGGUGAGCAGGAUGUCGGCGGAGGUGUCGUGCUUGUGGAGCCACUUGAUGGUCUCGAGGUAGCCAGGCGGGUAGGCAGUGAAGGACGCACAGUGCGA